AUGUCAACAUUGUUGAAACAAAAUCAUGCCGCUGAGCAAAGUGAUUCAAAUACAAAUAUUAUCAAUUAUGUAAAAACAAAUAAAAUGAAUGAUCGUUCCAAACAUGAUGCUGAUUAUGAUUCCGAUGUUGAUGAAACAACAUCAAUGGAAGAAGAUGACAACUGUAGUGAUAAUAAGCAAGACCAUAGUUGUGAUUCUGAGAUAUCAGAUGACCACUAUGAUGAGACUGAUGAGAUUAAUACAAUUACAACGAAAGAAACAGUAUACAAUGAUACAUGGAUCAGAAACUCAAGCAAUCCAAAUUUAAACGAAUCCUAUUUUCAAGUUAAGAUAAACAAUACUGUAAAAUAUUUUCAUAAAUAGACUCCUUGUUGGAUGUUAACAGAGAAACAACGUCGUUUGUCAUGUGACAGAUUAUCAAGAAUAAUGGACAUGAGUAAAAAGGAAUAAAAAUAAGUAUUGCAUUUCUAGAAAGACUUUAUGGCAAUGUCAUAUGUUUUCGAAGAAAAUAGAGUGUGUAAGUUUUAAGUCGAAGUUUUCCGCCUCCCCUCUCCCCAAUUUGGACCUAAACAACCGAGAUUAAAUAAUGGAUAUUAAUAACAGGCUUAUUUGCCAUUUUAUUCAAUGCUUUUCAUAAUCAAAUAUAAUAAAUUAAGAAAAACGAACUACGCAAAUGGUAAAUAACGAGUAAAUAGCAGCAAUAAAACCGAAAAGUGGAGUGUUCGCAAAAAACGUUUAUGUUCUAAAUGUGAAAAUAAACAAGGCAGAGUUUGCUUACAAUCGAUCGUCAUGGAAAAGGAACUAUCGUCUUUUAGAGAUUUUACACCAUAUGUUGCCUAUUAGUAUAAUGAAAUUAAACAAAGUAAAAUAGUUCCACAUUUCAAUUCCAAAGAGGCUGCACCAACAAGCUUUCAUUUGUCCUUUGUGUAGACUCUUCAUUAAUCGAUGAAUAGCGUCAGAACAGAGAUUCUAAACGCCUGUGAACAUCAAAAAUAUUUAAUGUCUAUCCACAGAUGAUCGAAAUCAGCAAGAUGACUUACUAUCAGAAGCAUGGCUACUAAGAAAAGCUGAUCUUUUUGAAGAACCAAUAUGCAUCUCAAAGAAUUCCCUGAGACUCCAUGGAACUUACAAAGACACCACAUGACUCCAAGGCACUCCAUACACGUGGAGUCUGCACAGUCUGCUGUAUCCCCGUCACCUAUACACUAAUGCACACCUACAGGAUCGCUUAUUUGGAGGAUUAUUCUGGAGAUUAAAACACAUUUCAUCAAGAUCUACAGCCAACAUCUGCCAAGAACUUGAAUCCAUAUUGAAUUUUGUACUCGAUGAUUUCCGUUAUCGACGGCAUAGAGAUUGCCAUGCCGAUCGAAUGACAAACCGAUGGGCCAAUUGAGUUGGUUCGAUUGUCCUCCUUCACCGUUUCCACCAACAAUGACACUUCCCUGUGUGGCUCCUUUGGGC
Rotaria sp. Silwood2 is the source of this 1461-nucleotide messenger RNA. The record is from the annotation of a GenBank genome assembly. Lineage: Eukaryota; Metazoa; Rotifera; Eurotatoria; Philodinida; Philodinidae.